This is a messenger RNA of Naegleria gruberi, 438 nucleotides long. RefSeq names its product cofilin. The transcript is spliced from 3 exons. Gene Ontology annotation, molecular function: actin binding; Arp2/3 complex binding. The record is from RefSeq and is a predicted model, not a curated record. NCBI's taxonomy places the organism in Eukaryota, Heterolobosea, Eutetramitea, Acrasida, Naegleriidae. Gene Ontology annotation, biological process: actin filament debranching; negative regulation of Arp2/3 complex-mediated actin nucleation. The coding region runs from base 1 to 438 and encodes 145 amino acids. Gene Ontology annotation, cellular component: actin cortical patch.
AUGGCCACUACAACAGAAGCACAAUCUGAUAUUAUCCUCGGAGAAGAAGUUUUGAAGGAAUAUAAGAAGGUUCGUUUGAGUAGCAGCAAAUCAAUGGUUGCUCUCAUUCUCAAGAUUAAAAAGGAUGAUGGAUCUAUUAUUAUUGAUGAUAAAUUAGAAGAAACCAAUUUUGAUGAUUUGCAAACUUUCCUUGAUGAUUGUAACCUCCAACCAAGAUUUAUUAUCUUGUCCUAUGCUUGGCAAAGAAGUGAUAGAGUUCAAUAUCCACUCAUGUCUAUUUUCUACACUCCAAAGAAUGCUAAUCCAUAUGACCAAAUGAUGUACUCUAGAUUGAAAUUGCCAUUGAUUAGAAAAUUGGACGUACCAAGAAGUUACGAAAUUCGUGAUUAUGAGGAUUUAACUGAGGAAUGGCUUUUGGAAAAUCUUAACAAGAAGUAA